AUGACUAAACUAAGAGAUAAUUAUGAAAAAGCUCAACAAAAAUUAGAAACAGCUGAUGCCAAUUUAAAAAUGUUUCUGUUUUUAUUAUUUAAAAUAAAAAAUGUUCUAAUUAUUUUGUUAAGAUUUCAUGCACGAUCUGAUCGUUUAAUAUUAGCAAAUUUUGAUGAACGUUUACGUGAAUUAGAAGAUAUUCGUUGUGAAUAUGAACAAUCUCGAACAUUAUCACGUGAUAUAUAUGCAACUGAAACAUAUAAAACAGCUAGAAAUCAAUUUUAUAAUAAUAUAUCUCGAUAUUUAUCAUCAAAAAUGCCUGAAAUUGAACAAAGAUUAGAAAAUGAUGAUUUAAUUCCAUUAUUUAGUUAUGAUCUUAUAAAACAUUGUUCAAAAAGAAAAGAUACAUUAAUUGCUUAUCCAAUUAAAAUAUGUAUUCAUCUAUUAGAGAAUAGUUUAAAUGAAGAAGAUCUUUUUUGUAUUGCACCAUUACAAGGAAAACAAAAAAACAUUGUUGCUGAACUUAAUUUACAAACAAUUGAUAGGGAAACAACAUUAAAUGAACUUAAUUAUGAUCAACAUGUUCUUGCAAGUACACUUAAACAAUAUUGA
Molecule: messenger RNA, 603 nt
Organism: Rotaria sordida
Lineage: Eukaryota; Metazoa; Rotifera; Eurotatoria; Philodinida; Philodinidae
Source: the annotation of a GenBank genome assembly